Molecule: messenger RNA, 1645 nt
Organism: Macadamia integrifolia
Lineage: Eukaryota; Viridiplantae; Streptophyta; Magnoliopsida; Proteales; Proteaceae
Product: protein SCAI-like
Exons: 6
Coding region: 588-1460 (290 amino acids)
Biological process (GO): DNA-templated transcription
Cellular component (GO): nucleus
Molecular function (GO): transcription corepressor activity
Source: RefSeq, a predicted model, not a curated record
UUCAUUUUUCCUAUUUGUAAGUAAAGAAUCAUCGCUUCAGAAGGAGUGGGGAGAUUCCCAACAUGCUAACUGCUCAUUAUAACUUCACUUGGAGCAAAAUAAAAGUCAAGAAUUUGCAAGCCAUGCGGAAAACAAAGCAGUUUGUGUGUGUGUGUAAGGAGAGAGUUGGCACCCUGAGGCCCUAGGCUGCUAAGUAUUUGACCCCUGCACCAUUGCUUCACUCCUGUGAUGUUUUAUUCCACUCUAAAAUUUGGGAAUAGUGGAUUUUCUGCACCACAGUAAAUGAUAAAAGAGAUGCUCUUCCUCCCUCUCUCACCAUCCUAAAAUAGAAUGGGAAAAAAAAAUGUGAGGGUGGGGAGGAUAAGAAAAUAAAUAAUUUGUCUGGAUCAUAUAUGGACAUCACAAUCUCUCUGCUGAGUCAUUAUUUCAAUAUUUAUCACAUUAUUAUGUGAUCUUAUGUUUUCCAUGGGUAGGUUCUGGCCACAACAUGUGAAGAGUUACCUCCAGAUGGCGUUCUUCUAAUAUAUCUAUCAGCAUCAGGUAAAAUUGGAAAAACUUUUCCUUUGCCAUCUAGUUCUGGAACUUUCAUGAACUCUCCUGAAAACACUGGGGGGAGCUCUCAUGAUGUGGAAUCUGAUGCAUACCCUACUUCAUUGAGCUUUCCUCUUGAUAACGCAACUUCUUCUGUCCACAACAAGGGAAAUCGGGAGAACAGAAAUUCAGGGUUCUUAUGGCUGGGUUCUCGUGGAAACGAAGGAUUAAAUUGUCUUUACCCUUCUGACUUAAUCCCGUUCACAAGGCGGCCUCUUUUUGUGAUAAUUGACAGUGAUAGCAGUCAAGCAUUCAAGGCUAUACAUGGCGCUGAAAAAGGAGAGCCAGUUGCUUUGCUGCUUUCUCCAAGCUCUCCAUAUAGUGCUGUUGAUUCUUCUCGUCACCCAAGUGGAAGUCAAUUCUCCCUGUUCCUCAAUGCUCCUCUGCAAGCUUUCUGUCACUUGCUUGGCCUUUCAGGAUCGAAUAUCGACAUGGACAAAUAUAACAAGGCUGAGCAGUUGCUUUCCCUAUCAUUAAAUGAUUGGGGAUCAAGAUUGGCAGCGUCAGACAAACUUGAUCCAGCUUGGGGUCAAGUCUUUUAUGAUCCAUUCCUAAGGAGGCUUAUUCUGAGGUUUAUAUUCUGCCGCGCUGUGAUUGCAUGUUAUGCUCCAACCUUCAUAAACAAGGAUUUCCUCCCCGACUGCUUGCCUCACCUCCCUGAGUCCGUCUCACCAUUGGCGACUGCCUCCCAAAUUGUAGUUUUUCAAAUUGCCCAAGUUUUUGAUGUAGCCAACCACUUUAUUUUCUCUGAUGAUAUCCGUCUGCCUGAGAAUAGUCAUGCCAUCGGAAAAUCAACAACUAUGAGAGUUCUGGACAACGACGAAGCGGAUCUUGGUGCUGAAAUGAGCUUUGCUUUUAGAAAGCUGUAAAGGAAGUAUUUUUUUGUAUUUGGUUUGUAAAUCACAUUCUGUACAAAAGCUUAGUUCUUUUAAUUACAGAGCAUUAUGAUAGUGAUUACGAAGAUUAGAGCACUCAUUGGAUUGUCUGCAAGUCAGUUUGUAGCUCAACUCAUCUUAAUGGCCAAUUAUAAGAGUGAACUGUUUUCCCUUCUGUA